AUGGAUUUUUCGAAAACGAUAAAAAAGAAUGGCUUAUUUUAUUAUCAUCGCAAUAAACUGUUGGCGAAAUGGGAAGCGGAAAACAAAACUGCCGAUCAACCAGGAAAACAACAGCCUACCACAUCUAAGCAUGCUUCGAUACAAAAAGAAAUUGAAACAGAUUUUCAAAGAAAUACUGUAACAUCCGAAGAAGUUAAACCUGAAGACGACGACAGUGAAAUUGAGGAUUUUUUUGAGAUUGACGACGACUCAUUCGAUGAUUCAGGUCCAUCAUUCGAAAAAGAGCAAUAUAGUGAUGCAUUGGAUCAAAUGGAUUUAAGUGAAUGCAUUAGAUAUUGGGCUCUCAAAACUAAUCAGUCACAUGAAUCCAUAAAUCUGAUUAUGGAAAUAAUCAGAAGGAAAACUAACGGGAAAAGGUUACCCCGCUCCGCAAGAACCACAUUGAAAACAUCCCGGCAAGCAACUUCCGAAAUUGUUGAAAUUGCUGGUGGACAAUAUUGGUACCAAGGUAUCAAGCAAUGCCUGAGUGAUUUUUUCCGGUUUACAGAACAGUCACUGAACAUCUCGAUAAACAUAAACAUUGAUGGAAUUCCACUCUUCAAAAGCAGCAAGAUACAAUUUUGGCCUAUAUUGUUCAAUAUUUCGGAAAUGCCUGAAAUUGCACCGAUGACGAUUGCUAUAUUUUAUGGAAAAACCAAGCCGACUAGUCUUGAUGGUUUCUUGAAGCAAUUGGUCGAUGAGUUGAUCGAUGUGCUUAAUCGUGGAAUAUUAAUCAACAACUACAAAAUUAAUGUUAAAUUAAGAUGUUUUAUUUGUGACUCACCCGCACGUGCGUUUCUAAAAGGUGUUGCUAGUUUUAACUCGAAGAAUGGUUGUCUGAAAUGCGUGGGUGAAGGCGAGUACUCACAUGAAUCUCGAACGGUUGUCUUCACGUCGAUCAAUAGUGCAAAACGAACAGAUGAAAAGUUUAGGCAAAAUGCAUACAAUCAUCAUCAAAAGGCUACUACACCUUUGAUAAAAGUACCUAGUUUAAAUCUGAUUGAAGACAUUAUCGUAGGAGAUCGAUUGCACUUGAUUGAUCUAGGGGUCAUGAAACGGUUGCUUCUUGGAUGGAGAGAUGGAACUUUGGGUUAUGAAACGAACAAAUAUCGCAGAUGUUAG
Messenger RNA from Ochlerotatus camptorhynchus, 1161 nucleotides. RefSeq lists its product as uncharacterized. Bases 1 to 1161 code for a protein of 386 amino acids. The record is from RefSeq and is a predicted model, not a curated record. The transcript is spliced from 4 exons. Lineage: Eukaryota; Metazoa; Arthropoda; Insecta; Diptera; Culicidae.